Gracilinanus agilis (Agile Gracile Mouse Opossum) is the source of this 2989-nucleotide messenger RNA. RefSeq names its product sodium channel epithelial 1 subunit gamma (gene SCNN1G). The transcript has 12 exons. Bases 1 to 1974 code for a protein of 657 amino acids. Lineage: Eukaryota; Metazoa; Chordata; Mammalia; Didelphimorphia; Didelphidae. Gene Ontology annotation, biological process: sodium ion transmembrane transport. The record is from RefSeq and is a predicted model, not a curated record. Gene Ontology annotation, molecular function: ligand-gated sodium channel activity. Gene Ontology annotation, cellular component: membrane.
AUGGCUCCUGGGGAGAAGAUCACAGCCAAAAUUAAAAAGAACUUGACUGUGACAGGUCCUCAGGCUCCCUCGAUCAAGGAACUAAUGAAAUGGUAUUGCUUGAACACCAACACCCAUGGCUGCCGUCGGAUUGUGGUGUCCCGGGGCCGUCUGCGCCGGCUUAUUUGGAUCAUGUUAACACUCUCAGCUGUGGGGCUCAUUUUGUGGCAGUGUGCUCUGCUGGUCCUCUCUUUCUAUACCGUCUCUGUCUCCAUCAAGGUCCAUUUCCAGAAGCUCAAUUUCCCAGCUGUCACCAUUUGCAAUAUCAAUCCUUACAAGUACAGUGCUGUGAAAGAACUUCUGGCUAGUCUAGAUGAAGAGACCAAAAAAGCUUUGAAAAAUUUAUAUGGGCUUUCUGACAUCAAAUCCCGGAAGCGGCGCGAGGCUGAUCCCUCCCAAUCAGUGGAAGAAGGCAGCCAUUCAAAAUUCAUAAACUCUACGCCUCUUGUGAUCUUUGAGCUAGAUGAUACCACCAAGGAAGCCACUGAUCUUCUGACAGGGAGGAAACGGAAAAUCAAUGGCACCAUUGUCCAUAAGGCCUCUGAUGUUAUGCAUGUGCAGGAGACCAAGAAAACUGUGGGCUUCCAGAUGUGCGCCAACAAUGGCACCAGUGAUGACUGUGCAACCUAUACCUUCAACUCUGGGGUCAACGCCAUUCGGGAAUGGUACAAGUUGCACUACAUGAAUAUCAUGGCACAAGUGCCCCUGGAGAAGAAAAUCAACAUGAGCUACUCCGCAGAGGAAUUGCUAGUGACCUGCUUCUUUGAUGGGGUAUCUUGUGACGCCAGGAACUUCACUCUUUUCCACCAUCCAAUGUAUGGGAAUUGCUACACCUUCAAUGGCGCCACCAAUAAGACCAUCCUCAGUACUUCCAUGGGAGGCAGUGAAUAUGGACUACAAGUCGUCCUUUACAUAGAUGAAGAUGAAUAUAACCCCUUCCUGAUAUCAUCAACUGGGGCUAAAGUUGUCAUCCACAGGCAAGAUGAAUAUCCCUUUAUUGAAGACAUAGGAACAGAGAUUGAGACAGCCAUGGCCACCUCAAUAGGAAUGCACUUGACAGAAUCCUUCAAGCUGAGCGAGCCGUAUAGCCAGUGCACAAAGGAUGGCAGUGAUGUCCCUGUAGAGAGUAUCUACAAUGCGACCUAUUCUCUCCAGAUAUGUCUUCAUUCCUGUUUCCAGCGACACAUGUCGGAGAAGUGCCAAUGUGCCCAGUAUAGUCAGCCCGCGCCAAAAAAUGUCUCGUACUGCAAUUACCAGAAACACCCAAACUGGAUGUAUUGCUACUAUAAGCUACAUCAGGCAUUUGUCCAAGAAGAGCUGGGCUGCCAGGCCAUCUGUCGGGAACCUUGCAACUUUAAGGAAUGGUCUUUGACCACCAGUCUGGCACAAUGGCCAUCUGACAUUUCAGAGAAGUGGAUGUUGGAUGUUCUCACAUGGGAUAAAGGCCAGAAAGAAAACAAGAGAUUAAACAAGACAGACUUAGCCAAACUCUUGAUUUUCUACAAGGAUCUGAACCAAAGAUCCAUCAUAGAGAGUCCUGCCAACAGCAUCGAGAUACUGCUGUCCAACUUUGGUGGUCAACUGGGCCUAUGGAUGAGUUGCUCAGUGGUCUGCGUCAUUGAGAUUAUUGAGGUCUUCUUCAUUGAUUCUCUCUCUAUCAUUGCCCGGCGUGGCUGGCAGAAGACCAAAAAAUGGUGGGCCCAAAGGAAGACCCAGGGCCAGUCAUCCUCUGAGAACCCUGAAGGCCGCUCUGGCUGUGACAACCCAACCUGUGUCCUCGAUGAUGACCUCCCUACCUUCAAUACAGCUCUGCAGCUGCCACAGGCCCCUGGGGGCCACGUACCAGGGACUCCACCACCUAAGUAUAAUACUCUACGUAUUGAGAAGGCCUUUUCUAACCAACUUGAAGAUACUCAAGACCCAGAAAAGCCCUAAGGUUGGAAGGUCCCUAUCCUUCUGCUAGUAUCUAGAAGAAAGGAGGAGCCAGAGUUACUAUCUAUGGACAACUAGAUCAGUGUGUGCUCUGGGGACUGCUCCUCCAAUUAGGGCCAGGCCUCCCUGCUUUUGGCCUGAGGUUUUAAUUCUGCCCCUGGAACCUGUCUGGCAGACACAGCCAGGAACAAAACCCCUGCACCCAAGAAAAAUGCUAUUGAACAUUUUUCUGAAAUGUUAACGAAGACUCAUUUUUGCAAAGAACUGGUACCAAUGGGCCCAGGGCCCAGGCAAGGGCUCCCAACUAAAGGCUUACAGCUACCCAAGAGGAGUUGUCCUUCAACCCAUUGCUUCUGACAAAUGCCUCAUUUCUCUCAUAGCUGAGGAAACAAGAGAAGCAUCCAGGACCAGAGCUUCCACAUAUCUGGGGAUUUUUGCUAAGGGGCAAAUUUAGCCUUGGUAUAAGGGGGAGCCUCCACAAUUAGAGCUACUCCCAAGUGAAGCAGGCUGCCUUGGGAGGUUGUGGGUUCUCCCUCAGCAGAGACCUUCCAGCAAAUGCUCAAUGACCAUUUGGGUACAUUGGAGAGGGAGUCCUUUUUCAGGUAUGAAUUGGACAGAGCAGUCAAUGAGGUCCAUUCCAAUCAUGAAAUUUCUAUAAGGCAAGAAGCAAGGAAGUGUUCUGUAAGAGUCUGGCAAAUAAAGGCAAGGUGACAAGGUCUAAGAAUCAUUGCACUGAAGUACGUGACCGCAGAGACUGAGACAAGAAGGCUAGCCCUGAGAAAGGGCUGAACCCCACUCAUUCUCAAAAGAGUAUCAUUGGGGUUAAAAAGAGAUCCUUCCCUCAUAGCUGAGCUGGCCAUGUAAUAUACUGCACCCUGGAAACCUCCAUAACAUAGAAUGGUGUUCCUGGUCUAUGACUGAUGCUGCUUUUAAAGUGAAUUAUUUAAAACUGUGGCCUGGAAAUUCUGACCAAAUGAGAUUUCUAUUUUUGAAUAAACUUUGUUUGUUUUUUAAUUGA